AGCAAGAGGGCAGGUAAAGGAGUUUCUGCACCUGUUCCAUCCGCUCCCAGGAUGCAGAGAGUCCCAGUGCUGCUCUUCCUGGCCUGGACCUGCUUCCUCUUCUUCUCCGCCAUUGGCCUCUUCACCAGUGGCUUCCUACUCAUGCGAGUGGAGCUAGCCAACCACAGCUCCUGCUCUGACGCGUUGGCGUCUUCCUUUCGGGUAGACCUUGGCUCCUGCUGGCUUCCACGACGCUUCUCCAGAGCCAUCCUGCUUGUCAUUGACGCCCUGAAGUUUGAGUUUGCCCAGUUUGACCCUUCCCUGCAGGAGCCCCGUCCCUAUGAGAACAAGCUUGGGUUCCUGCAACAGCUGGCCAUUGGGCAGCCCCACCAUGGCCGCCUGUUCCGCUUCCGGGCCGAUCCCCCCACCACGACCAUGCAGCGCAUCAAGGGGUUCACCACUGGCUCCUUACCCACCUUCAUCGACGCAGGAAGCAACUUUGCUUCGUAUGCCAUCCAGGAGGACAAUCUCAUCUGGCAGAUGGCACAGAACGGGAAAAGGGUGGUCUUCAUGGGGGAUGACACGUGGGAUGGCCUCUUCCCCGGAGCCUUCUUUCGCUCCUACUUUUUCCCUUCGUUCAACGUGAAGGAUCUUCACACUGUCGACGACGGGAUUUUGCAGCAUUUGUACCAGACAGUGGACGGUGGCGAAUGGGACCUGCUGAUUGCCCACUUCCUGGGCGUGGAUCACUGUGGCCAUAAACACGGGCCAGAUCACCCCGAAAUGGCCAAGAAGCUCUCCCAGAUGGACGAAGUGCUCAGGUCACUGGUUGACCACCUGGCGAAUGACACACUGCUCUUGGUGGCAGGGGACCACGGCAUGACGGGGACUGGAGACCACGGGGGAGACACCGAGGAGGAGGUCAACGCCGCUCUCUUUGUGUACAGCAAAGCACCCUUGUUUUGGACGCCUCCGCCUCAGGAGCCACAGACGGUCCCGCAGGUGAACCUGGUCCCCACCCUGGCCCUCCUCCUGGGCAUCCCGGUGCCUUACAGCAACAUCGGGGAAGUGAUGGAUGACCUCUUUGCCACCGAGGGUGAUGCUGCCACCUCGGUCCUUGCCCAGUUGGCAGCCUACAACGUCAAUGCCAGGCAGGUUGACCGCUUCCUGCACACCUACUCGCUGGCUGCCCAGGACAUUCCAGCAGAAAAGUUGGGGCGACUCCAAAGCCUGUUUUCGGCCACUGUGGAGGAACACGAGCAAGUCUUGGCCCAGGCCAGCUUCCCGGAGCUGCCUCAGCUGGAGCGGCUCCAGGGCCAGUUCAGGCAGUACCUCCGAGAGGCCCGGGCUGUCUGUGCGGAGUCCUGGGCCCGCUUCCACCUGAUCCGCAUGCUCUCUGGCUGCGCCCUCCUGACCUCCUCCUGCCUGCUGUGCUACGUAGCAUCCCGGGUGGCCACCGGCCUGAGCUUCUCUUACCGCCGCCUCCUGUGGUACCCCUUGCUCUGGGGGGCAGCAGGGGUGGCCGGAGCGGGAGCGAUGCAUCUCUCUGGCGUGGCCACAACAGACUUGUUGCUUCUGUCUUCCUGGGCAGCAGCAACAUCUCAGGCGGGCUUCUUCUGGCAUUGCUGGACCGGACGCGCAGACAGAUCCCACGCCACCAGUGCCCGUCUCCCAUUCGGGGGUCUCAGCCUGAGACAGAGGAUGCGAGUGGGGCUGGCUCCUGCCUUUGCCAUCCUGUUGCUCCGCUGCGGCGCCAUGUUUUCUGAUAGUUUUGUGAUGUCCGAGGCUCAUGUGGUCCCUUUCCUGUUGAUAUCCUUGGUGCUGCUGUUGGUGUUGGGGCUUCACUGGAACGGGCGGCUGCGGGAAGGCUCCACAAAGUCCUGGCGGCUGCUUGGCUUCCUGGGUGUCAUUGUAGCCACGGCACGUCUCUUGGGGCUUUUCCAUCAGUGCCGAGAAGAGACUCCCGCCUGCCACUCCUCCACGUUGCUGGCUCCGUUGUCCAAACUUCAAGACCCCCAGGCCAAGAACCUCUCCUACUUCCUGUGCCUGGCUGUGCUCGCCUCCCUCGCUUGGGGCGUGCGCCGCUGGUUGCGCCACUACGGCAACCUCAACAGCCCGAGUGCCCCCGUGUGCUUUGUGCGCUGGGGCUUCCCACUGCUGGCCCUCGGGAUCGGCGGCUACUGGGCCGUCACUUCGGGGUCGGAGGACGAUCUGGCCAAGCUCCGUGCCUGGGUGCAGCUGGCCUUGGUGGCCUUCCCACGGGGAGUCUUUGCUCUGGCGGCGGUAGGGCUGCUCCUCCUCCUCUGCGACCCCGUCACCGUCUUCGUGAGGGACAGCCGGGAUGCAGACCCGGCCAUGGGGGCACCCAUUGUGUCUCCCAGCUCCCAGGCUGAGCUGCUCCACGUCAUCCCCCAGCUCUACCGCCGGAUGCAGGAGAGCCUGAGGAGCCGGCUGGACGCGGGGAAGGAUGGAGACAGAGCUACAGUGGAGGCCUACGGACUCGGCAGCGUCUACUCGGCCGCUCUGCUGAUCUCCCUGGCCCUUCUGGGCUUCCUGCUCAUGAUGUUGCACAGCGAGCGGAUCAGCCUGGUCUUCCUGCUCCUGUUCUUGGAGGCCUUCGCCCUACUCUGGGUGCAGGCCUAUGCCGUGGGCCUCUCCUCCUCUUCUACCUCUGAGUCUGAUCCUUUCUCGGUGCCCUGGUCUGCCGUCAUGGCUUGGGCUCUUGCGGCCGCUCAGUUCUUCUAUGCCACCGGCCACCAGCCUGUCUUCCCCACCAUCCACUGGAACGCGGCCUUUGUGGGCUUUCACCAGGGGCAUGACUCCACCUGGCUGCCGGCCCUUCUGGUUGGGGCCAAUACCUUCGGCUCACACAUCCUCUUUGCAGUUGGGUGCCCUUUGCUUCUUCUCUGGCCCUUUCUCUGCGAAAUGCCUCGCUCCAAGGGAGGGAAACCCAAGGCGGAGGUUUCUGACAGAGAGGAGCAGAUGAUGGAGAUGAGGCUCCGUGAAGCUCCGGAGAAGUUUUCAGCAGCAUUGCUGCAGCUUGGACUCAAGUACCAGCUUGUUCUGGGGGUUCAGCUCCUGGCAUGUGUCUUGGCUGCCAUUAUCCUCAGAAGACAUCUUAUGGUUUGGAAAGUGUUUGCCCCAAAGUUCCUUUUUGAAGCGGUGGGUUUUGUGGUGAGCAGCGUCUUUCUCCUGCUGGGCAUCGGCCUGGUGAUGCGGGUGGACUGUGCGGUCAGCGCGUGGUUCAAGCGCGUCAUCCUUGCUCAGUCAAGGUAGCACCAGGGCAGGUGGCACUCCUUGCAAGAGGCAUCGUCAGGGCUGCCAAAGGUUUUGUGGAUCACAGAAGUGCUGCCAAGAUGCCUUUGUACUCUUCCUCUGGACCUUGCUAGGUUGGAUCAGGGGUCUGUGUGUUUUCCCUAUCAGUGAUGUGACUGAGGGUCAAGGGAAGGGGUCAGUCUGCAUUUGGGCAGGGACUGGUGCUUUGCAAGGUGAACAUUUACACUCUGGAGAGACAUCCAGACCUCACUUGCCCCUUGCAGCUUAUGAAUCUCUAAAAUGCCCCUUGCUAAGCAGGAGUCUUGCCUGAACAUGGAAAAAAACACAAGGGUUAAACUGCUGUUCUCAAGAGAAUCUUGUAGGAAAGGCUCAGGAUAUAGUCGACGCUCUAUAUCCACAUAUUCUGCAUCCCAGAGAGUCUACAUCCACAGAUUCAACCAUCUAUGACUUGAAAAUAUUCCAAAAAGCCUACUUUGAUUUUGCCAUUUUAUAUUAAGGACACCAUUUUAGCACACCAUUGUAUGCCAUGAUUAUCCACAGAUUUUGGUAACCACAGGAAGACCUGGAGCCAAACCCCAGUGGACACCAAGGACUCACAUUAUGGUGUUUCUGGGAAUAAUCAGGUCUUUGGCGGAAGGUACAUCGUGUCGGGUGCCUCUCUUAGGCAUUCCCUUUUACUUGUAGAAGUUUGGGGGUUUCAGCCAUGGUGUGUCUGCUGGGAAUGUCCAAAAGGGAAAGCCAUCACCAGAACCAAGUUGGGAAAUAGAGCAUCCUUUGGGUCAGUCUCUGAGCUGAUGGCAAGGUGAUUUUCCAAUAAAUAGGAUGAAUGCAACACAUGGCCUACUCUUUGGAAAAACCUUCCUGAUGCCCUUAGCAGUCAGCUUUGGGCAACUUCAGAAGGCAGGAAUCUUGCCUUUGUCCCACCCUGGUCAUUCCACAGAUAUAUAAACCCUUUUUCUUAGUUCCAACAUACCUCACUACCUCUGAGGAUGCUUGCCAUAGAUGCAGGUGAAACAUCAGAAGAGAAUGCCUCUAGACCAUGGCCAUAUAGCCCGAAAAAACCUACAACAACCCAACUUCAGAAGGUAUUUUACAGAUUGUAUUUUACUCAGAAUUCUGGCGGUCCAGAAACAGUUUAAGGCUCCUGACAUACAACUCUUAACACUGUGCAAGUUAGUAAAAGAUACCUUACCUGGGCAAAGGAUUCUUUGCAUCCAAACAUUAUUCAGAUUUUGAAACACGAUAGCAGAAAACCCAGGUUCUAGUGCUGAAAUCCGAGUUGUAUUCCAUUGUACAUUCAAAUGCAGAUUUCUAGACUGGGCUUCUAGAAAUGAAAACUUGAAAUUUCUAUCCAUUGCAGCAUCAACACUGCUCUGUCCUGAACAAGCAUGAGAAAUUUUUGGCAGGAAUCAAAGGGCAAGGGAGGCUUGUAGUUCUCUGUAUUGGGUUUGGGCUCAGAGAAGAACCAAGGAAGCUGCUACAAACCAGAUUCAAGCUUUGGCCAUCUGUCUAAGCUAAUAACUCUGCUCUUUCUGGUGUUAUCGGUUGCCCUAGGCCUCAGGGAGAAAAGUAUUUUCCCUCCACUUGCUUCCUGGGCCUUUUAACUGAAGGUCUGGACCAGGGGUCCUCAAACUUAGGCCCGGGGACUGGAUACGGCCCUCCAAGGUCAUUUACCUGGUCCUCACUCAGGGUCAACUUAAGUCUGAAAUGACUUGAAAGCACACAACAAAAACAACAACAAUCCUAUCUCAUCAGCCAAAAGAAGGUCCACACUUCUCAUUGAAAUAAUAAUAAGUUUAUAUUUGUUAAAAUUGGUCUUCAUUUUAAUUAUUGUAUUGCUUUAAAAUGUUUUGCACUACAAAUAAGAUGUGUGCAGUGUGCAUAGGAAUUCAUUCAUGUUCUUUUAAAAUUAUAAUCCAGCCCUCCAACAGUUUGAGGGACUAUGACCUGGCCCUCUGUUUAAAAAGUUUGAGCACCCCUGGUCCGGACCCUUCAGCCUCAACAAAAGAUUGCCCCAGGCACCAACAAGCCACACCAAACAACUGCCAUGCCAUCAAAUGCUAAUCAAGGUGGUCAGUUGAAACAUUCACACCUAGCUCCAGCAGACAAGAGUCCUUUGUCCCACCCUGGUCAUUCCACAGAUAUAUAAACCCAUUUUCCUAGUUCUAACAAACCUCCCUACCUCUGAGGAUGCUUGCCAUAGAUGAAGGCGAAACGUCAGGAGAGAAUGCCUCUAGACCAUGGCCAUAUAGCCCGAAGAAACCUACAACAACCCAGUGAUUCUGGCCAUGAAAACCUUCAACAAUACAUUGAUGCUUAGCCUUGUUUAUGCUGAAUGAGGAAUGGAAGAACAGGAGCAGGGCUUUGGAGUUCCUACACUGUCACGCCUCAGGCCCACUUUGUGACACUUACCAAAGUGUUCCAUUUUGGCUCUGAGUGUGUGGGGCAUCACAACCUUUGGCAAUUAUUGUCCAUCUUCCAUGCAAUGUUCAGCAGAUGGAGCCUGUACUUUUCAAAUGUGGAUUCAGCCAAGCGUUUAGACAAUUGGCCAUUGCAAAGUUCAGCACCUGUGAGCCAAGUCGUGCAUAGCUUUCUCUGUUCUGCCUUACAGAAGGUCAGAAAAGCAGAGACAUAAUUUCCUCUUUCUAUGUCUUCAUCUGAUCUCAUUUUCUUGGUUUUUAACAGGUUUCUUGGGUCACAAAAGUGAGCAUAAUGCUGCUAUUCUUCUUGCCUUGGAACCAGUGAAAAUGCAUUCUUUGUCAAAGGUUUUCAUGGCCGGAAUCACUGAGUUGUUGUAGGUUUUUUCGGGCUAUAUGGCCAUGUUCUAGAGGCAUUCUCUCCCGACGUUUCGCCUGCAUCUAUG
Anolis sagrei ordinatus is the source of this 6118-nucleotide messenger RNA. RefSeq names its product phosphatidylinositol glycan anchor biosynthesis class O (gene PIGO). Gene Ontology annotation, cellular component: endoplasmic reticulum membrane. Gene Ontology annotation, biological process: GPI anchor biosynthetic process. NCBI's taxonomy places the organism in Eukaryota, Metazoa, Chordata, Lepidosauria, Squamata, Anolidae. Gene Ontology annotation, molecular function: mannose-ethanolamine phosphotransferase activity. The record is from RefSeq and is a predicted model, not a curated record.